Messenger RNA from Nanorana parkeri, 1668 nucleotides. RefSeq names its product chromosome unknown C16orf70 homolog (gene PHAF1). Gene Ontology annotation, biological process: Golgi to plasma membrane protein transport. Gene Ontology annotation, cellular component: synaptic vesicle membrane; trans-Golgi network; dendrite. Lineage: Eukaryota; Metazoa; Chordata; Amphibia; Anura; Dicroglossidae. The coding region runs from base 135 to 1406 and encodes 423 amino acids. The transcript has 17 exons. The record is from RefSeq and is a predicted model, not a curated record.
GUGUCACUUUACGGCCCAUCUCACCAGAACCGGAAGUUUUUCAGCAGCGACCGGGAGAAGAAGGUAAACAGAGGUUCAGCUGUGUGAACAGUCUGGAUCUAAGCUGACAGCUGGUACCUCCCCGUCCUGAGCCAAUGCUGGAUCUGGAGGUUGUUCCUGAGAGAUCCCUUGGCAACCAGCAAUGGGAGUUUACCUUAGGAAUGCCCUUGGCUCAGGCUGUGUCCAUCCUCCAGAAGCAUUGCAGGAUGAUCAGAAAUGUGCAGAUCCUCUAUAGCGAACAGUGUCCUUUGAAUCAUGACCUCAUACUUAGCCUCACUCAGGACGGGAUCAAACUCUUGUUUGAUGCUUUUAAUCAAAGGCUAAAGGUGAUAGAAGUAUACGAUUUGACUAAAGUCAAAUUAAAAUACUGUGGGGUUCAUUUCAACUCGCAGGCCAUAGCUCCCACUAUAGAGCAGAUCGAUCAGUCAUUUGGCGCAACGCAUCCAGGAAUAUACAACUCAGCAGAACAAUUGUUCCACCUCAAUUUCCGUGGUCUGUCGUUUUCUUUCCAACUGGAUUCCUGGACGGAAGCCCCUAAGUAUGAGCCCAACUUUGCCCAUGGAUUGGCAUCACUUCAAAUACCACAUGGAGCCAUGGUGAAACGCAUGUAUAUCUACAGCGGUAACAGCCUUCAAGAUACAAAAGCUCCUGCAAUGCCUUUGGGAUGCUACAUGGGCAAUGUGUAUGCGGAAAGUGUGGAUGUCCUGCGAGAUGCAUCUGGUCCCCUAGGGUUGAGACUCCGUAUGCAGAACACAGGUUGUGGUCCGGGAGUAAUGGCCGAUGCUAAGCUGCGUGUAUCUGAGCGGUGUGUGUAUUUUGGAGACUUGUGUCAGGAUGUGCUGAGCACACUCGGAGCUCCACAUAAAAUCUUCUACAAGUCAGAUGACAAGAUGAAGAUUCAUUCCCCGUCCCCCCACAAACAGGUCCCGGCAAAGUGCAAUGAUUAUUUCUAUAACUAUUUUACCUUGGGUGUGGAUAUUCUUUUUGAUGCAACCACCCACAGGGCCAAGAAGUUUGUUUUGCAUACAAAUUAUCCCGGACAUUACAACUUUAAUAUUUAUCAUCGCUGUGACUUUCGGAUUCCCCUGACAGUGAAGAGAGAUAGGUCAGAAACACAAACGGAAGUCUGCACCACAUACAGCAAGUGGGACAGUAUUCAAGAACAUCUAGGGCACCCAGUGGAGAAGCCAGUCGUCCUUCACAGAUCAUCAUCGCCAAACAAUACAAACCCGUUUGGAUCAACUUUUUGUUUUGGUUUGCAGAGGAUGAUUUUUGAGGUGAUGCAGAACAACCACAUAGCAUCAGUCACUCUCUACGGCGCCCCAAGAGCCAGCAGACAGCAGAAAUCCUCCGGGCUCAGCCAGUAAGCAUGGAACAGCGGGUGGGGUGGUACAGCCCAGUGUGCCUUCACUUGCUGACGGAUACUCACACAAGGCCCAGCUGUGUGUGCUGUUGGCAGAGAGGUGAGGAGCUGCACGGAUUGUGGGUGACUGCAGCUACUGCCUCCAUUUCCAGUUCCUGUCGGGCAUCAUCCUCCUUGCAGCCAGCGUGCCCUCCAACAUAGAAUGUCAGGGUCACCAGGGAGCUCUCUGCUGCGCAUAAAGCACAAACAUGCACGAGCCAUGUGCA